GCCAAUUAUAUAUUAAUGAGUGUUUGGCUUGUGGUAGGAAACCAGGGUAUGCGGAGAAAACCCACCCAUACAAGAGGAUAACAUUCAACAUUGCCAUCCCCUGGGCACCUCGCCUGCCCCAUGCUUAGAACACUUGUUGCCAAUCCUGACUGGUCACCCAUCCAAGUAGCAGCCAGGUCCAACAGUGCUUAGCUUUUGAGAUCUGACAAGCUUGGGUGCAUUUAGGGUGCUUUGUUCAUAGCAAAUUCACAUAAGGGUUUGAGGUCACGUCUUCAAGAACUGAAAUAGUUUAAACUGAACCUCAGCCCUUAACUCUAAGCAAUAACCUCAGCACAAUUUCAGCUUCUUCGGGGAAUAAUGGGAACAAAGGUUGAAGCAGUUCACCAUACUAUGGACAUGGCGACCCGAGUUCAAUUCUUGGCCAACAACUCAAAUCAGUGCCCAGUGGUAUCCUCAUAUAAUCCUGGCUUCCCUCAACUCCUUACGCAACCUGCACCGAACAGCGUGGUGAAUUAUGGACAAACAGCCUCCGUGACUGCCACGACGUGCAGAAAGCCUUCGCACGGCAUUGGGUUUGACGAAGUUUGAAUUUACGGGAACCCGCUGCGAACGUCUGGUUCGCAAAGCCCUGCAAGUGAUGCGAGGGGCGGCUGAUAGUGGAUACAACGAUCCUCUCGCCCACCUUAACACCGCUGAGCCCUGCACCCCCUCUAUUCAAGCUUCCCAGGGUGGGGUUUCUUUUGCACUUCUGCAUGCAAUCACGCAGGCGCAUUUCCCCCAGCCCCCACCUAACUUCAUUCACUGCCUGGUGUGCGCGCUGGCUAGCAGCUGAGUGAGACAUUUGUAAGCCGAUACCAUGUGGUGGAGUGUCUCCUUCUUGCUCCUGGUCCCACACCCCCAGGGCACACUCUCCACUCCCGUGUCGAAGCGUCAGGCCGAUCAGUGGGGACCGUGGGGAGACUGGGCGGCCUGCAGCCGCAGCUGUGGGGGAGGCAUCACCCACCGCGAGAGGCCCUGUCUCUACCUGAGGGAUGACGGGCAGCCCGAAUGCUUCGGAUCGACAAGAAUGUACAGGACCUGCAACGUACAGGCAUGCCCCGAGGGCUCCCGUCCGUUCCGCAACGUGCAGUGCUCUGAGUUUGACGAGGUUCCAUUCGAAGGGCGAACGUACAAGUGGGUGCCCUACCAUGGAGGGACCAAGCGCUGUGAGCUGAACUGCAUGCCCAAGGGGGAGAAUUUCUACUUCCGUCACGCAUUGGCGGUGAUCGACGGAACGCCGUGCGAGCUGGGAAAGUCAGACAAGUGCGUCGAGGGCAUCUGCAUGCGAGUCGGCUGCGACGGUGAGCUGGAGUCGGACCGUGCAGAGGACAAGUGCCGCGUGUGUGGAGGCGACGGCAGGACCUGCUACCCGGUCUCGGGCGUGUUCACCAAGUCCCAGCUGCCUAUAGGCUACAGCCACGUGGUGCUCGUCCCAGCGGGAGCCACAAGCAUCCUCAUAAAAGAGAUGAUUCCGAGCAGGAAUUUCCUCGCGGUGCGCACUCUGCGAGGCGAGUACCACCUGAACGGGGACUGGACGGUCGACUACUCGCAGACGUUCACCGCGGCCGGCACGACGGUGGAGUACGACCGCAGCGAGGGCAGCCACCGCUCGGCGCAGAGCGUGCACGCCAGCGGCCCCACCACGGAGCCCCUGCUCGUCGAGCUGAUCAGCCAGGAGGAGAACAAGGGCAUCCACUACGAGUAUUUCAUGCCCGCGAAACGCAAUCGUGCCCAGCUCGGUUACGGAUGGAGCCACGGGUCGUGGGGCUCCUGCGGCAAGGAAUGUAGCGGAGGGUUUCAGACCCGGACGGUGUACUGCUCGUCGGAUAAUGAGGUCCUGCCAGACGCAUACUGCGCGGGGGACAUCAGGCCGGCCAGCAACCGCUCCUGCAAUACUGACCCCUGCCCCGCUGUCAUCCGGCUCGCAUUCAAGUAUAGACCUGUGGAGGGGCACAGGCCACACAUUGCCCCGUGGAUGGACUACAGUUGGCGCGUCGGGGACUGGGGCAGCUGCUCCGUCACUUGCGGCGCAGGUGAGCAGACGCGGCCCGUGCGUUGCAUGAGCUCCGGCCGGAAUGGCAGUGUCGGUGGCCAAGACGGGCGGGUACCGUCCUCGGCAGCUGCUACUGCUGCUGCUCCUGCUGACGAGUCGGCGUGCCUCGCCUCCCUGGGGCCUGCCCCGGCCUCUCGGCAGAGCUGCUCCCUCCAGCCCUGCCCACAGUGGAUCAUUGGAUCCUGGGAGCCGUGCUCAGCGGAGUGUGGACAGGGCCGCCAGCAGCGCCAGGUGUUGUGUGGAUCCGGCGACGGCGGCUGUGAGCAGCAGGGGGCACCACCCUCCGAGCGGGAGUGCAACCUGGGUCCAUGCCGCAACCCCGAGUGGAGCGUCAGUCCCUGGAGCGAGUGCUCGGCGACGUGCGGCACCGGCGUGCAGACCCGGGCGGUGACGUGCGGCCCGCCGGCACCCAGGGGCGCUCAGCUGGCGCGGUGCAGCCCCGCCAGCACGCCCCCUGCCAGGCAGCCGUGCGAGCGCGCCGCGUGCCCCGCUCGGAGCUUCGGCUGGUUCGAGGGGCCCUGGGGGCUGUGCUCGGUGAGCUGCGGCGGUGGCCUGCGCAAGCGCCAGGCCCUCUGCUACAACGAGGACUUCGAGGUGAUGGACCCGCGGAUGUGCGGCGAGGAAGGCCAUCCCACCGAGGAAGAGGGCUGCAACACUCAGCCGUGCUACCUGCCGCAGGAAGUUCCGAGCCAGCCGAACCCCUUGGGAUUUGACAGCACACAGCACCGGGUUUACUCCCUGCAAGGAGGCGAGCCAGCUUGGGGACAGUCCGAGCGAGUGGACCAGCGUCCCGAGCGAGUGGACCAGCGUCCCGAGCGAGUGGACCAGCGUCCCGAGCGAGUGGACCAGCGUCCCGAGCGAGUGGACCAGCGUCCCGAGCGAGUGGACCAGCGUCCCGAGCGAGUGGACCAGCGUCCCGAGCGAGUGGACCAGCGUCCCGAGCGAGUGGACCAGCGUCCCGAGCGAGUGGACCAGCGUCCCGAGCGAGUGGACCAGCGUCCCGAGCGAGUGGACUGCGCUGGCUCCUAUUACGGCUGCUGCCCCGACGGGAGGAACCCGGCGCACGGCCACCGCGGCGAGGGCUGCCCCGACGUCUCCUGUUACCAAACCAGAUUUGGCUGCUGCCCCGAUGGCGUGAAUGCAGCCAGGGGGACCGAUGCCCUAGGCUGCCCCUCGGGAUACGAUGGAGGAGAGGAGCACGGGCCCGAGGAGGAGCCCGCCGGACGGCAGGAGGCCCACGGGAGGGAGCCCGAGCGCCCGCGGGAGCCGGCGGUCGCAGCCGGCCAGCCGGCUGAGCGGGCUGCCCAUCCUCCUGUUGCGGACGAUUGCCACGGACAGAGGUUCGGCUGCUGCCCUGACCACGUGUCCCCGGCACAGGGACCCAACGGGGAGGGCUGCUCGGGCAUCCAUGACGGAGCGCGGCCUGCGUGCAGCCUGCCCAGCGCCAGGGGCGCGUGCGCCGACUACGCGGCGCUCUGGUACUGGGUGCCGGCGAACGGCGCCUGCAACCGCUUCUGGUACAGCGGCUGCGACGGCAACGUCAACCGCUUCGACUCGGAGGAGGCGUGCGUGCGGGCGUGUGCGGCGCAGACCGCCGAGCGGCAGCAGGAGCCACGGCGGGCGCAGAGCGCCGCCACGCAUCGCCACCGCCACCACCAGGCGCAGAUUCAGCAAGAGGAGCAUUCCUUUGAGACGCAUCACCGGGAAGCUGAGCACAAGCCUCAGCCAGAUAGCGGAGACAGGCCCAGUCAGCCAGUCUACAGCCUGUGGAUCGAGCGGGACGACCCCACGGCGGUGGAGCGCCCUCUCGGGCACGCGACCGAGCUCCUGUGCCGUGCCCAGGGCUCGCCCGGCGUCGCGCUGGAGUGGAUGAAAGACAGCAGAGCCAUCGACCCUUCCCGGUAUGUUGUGCUGCUCAACGGCUCCCUCUACAUCCAAGCGGUGGAAGAGGAGGAUGCUGGGAUAUACACCUGCCGCGCCAGCAAUGGGCAACAGCAGGAGUUCCGCCAGGUGCAACUGAGCAUCAUGGCCACAACCUCGUCGGCUGAAAAGCCUCCGGUCAGGGAAGCCGAUAACUCUGCCGCGGUGGUCGAAGCGCGCGCCGGUUCGUCCGUGCGGCUGCCCUGCCGCUACGCCGCGUCCGAGCCGGCGCCCCGCCCCGUCUGGAGGGACGGCUCGGGGAGGGCGCCGACCGGCCGGCGCUUUCGGCAGCUGGCGGACGGCUCGCUGGUGAUCUCGGCGGUGGUGCCCGGCGACGCGGGGACCUACGCCUGCGAGCUGGAGACGAGGCUCGGGGCGGCACGCAGGCGGUCCAGCCUGACGUUGAAGGUCAAAGGAGUGCUCUCCAUCGUGAAGCCGCCUGGCGACGUCGAGGUGGAAGAAGGCGACGAGGCCACGUUUCCCUGCACCGUGUCCGACAAGAAAGCUAAUGUCAUCUGGACCAGGAACGGGGUGUCGCUGACAUCCGGGGAGGUCGGCGGAGGCCGCGUGCUCGUGUCCGGCGACGGCAUGCUGGUGCUGCGCAACGUCCACAGCAGCGACGCCGGCCGCUACACGUGCAACGCGUACAGCGGCUCCCGCUCCGUCAGCGCCAGUGCGCACCUCACCGUGCAGGACACGUCUGCUUCUGUACCUCGUGGUGAUGGUGGUGGUGGUAUCGUCAACGGUGCUUCUUUCGGUGAUGCUGGUGGUGGCGAUACUCGUGAUGCUGGUGGUGGUGCCGCCAUCGAUGCGUCUGCUGGGCUCUUGGGCACCGCCAGCACUGCCAGCGAGAGGUCCUGCAUUGACCGGCCAGAGCUGGCCAACUGUGAACUGGUGGUGCAGGCCAGCCUGUGUCACAACGCAUAUUACACGAGAUUCUGCUGUGCCAGCUGCACCGCGCACGCGCCGUCAAGACGCGCAACUCGCCAGCGAGCCAUGCGCUCGGGGGCAGCCUGAUGGCCCAAUGGAUGUCACUGCUCGAAUGAAACGGACCCUCGGCUACGAAGGGCAAUCACCGAGGACCAAAGAGAUACUGGGGCUUGCUGUAUUAAGUUGAGCAGUAAAUGCAAUGUGAAAGCUGAUAUUUUUUGUAGGAGGGGGAAAGGUGGAAAGGAUCACGGUUAUAAAAAAAAUAUAGAAGUAGAAUUUAUAACGGUGACACUUUCCCAAACUUCAGGUCGCGACUGCCGAGAUAGCUUAGGAAAGGCUUCCCAGAAGGGUCAAAGAAGCCAAUAAAA
This is a messenger RNA of Petromyzon marinus (sea lamprey), 5310 nucleotides long. RefSeq names its product papilin-like. The record is from RefSeq and is a predicted model, not a curated record. Gene Ontology annotation, biological process: extracellular matrix organization. Gene Ontology annotation, molecular function: serine-type endopeptidase inhibitor activity. NCBI's taxonomy places the organism in Eukaryota, Metazoa, Chordata, Hyperoartia, Petromyzontiformes, Petromyzontidae.